Messenger RNA from Harpegnathos saltator (Jerdon's jumping ant), 2524 nucleotides. RefSeq names its product sodium-independent sulfate anion transporter. Lineage: Eukaryota; Metazoa; Arthropoda; Insecta; Hymenoptera; Formicidae. The record is from RefSeq and is a predicted model, not a curated record. Gene Ontology annotation, cellular component: membrane. Bases 365 to 2380 code for a protein of 671 amino acids. The transcript has 11 exons. Gene Ontology annotation, biological process: transmembrane transport.
CAGACACACACACGCACACACACACACACACAUACACACACCUGUUGUUCCGGCGUCCCGUCGGAUCGUCGCACCGACGAUCCUGUUUCCGCCAAGAGCCAAGAGCUGCACACCUGACCGGACGCCCACGAUGCACGCGGGAUGUAGAGACGAGCGCAGUCGCGUGUGAUCGCGGACGCUAGACAGGGGGUCGCCGCGCCAACGAGCCCGAUAGUGAUGGAGUCCACCUAACGGGGAAACACCCGCGACUUCACAUCGGCGUCGCGCAUCGCUCUCUCGAAGGCACGUCGACCGAGGACGUCGCUCCGAAUUCGCCCGUCGUCGUCCGUCGUCGAUUCCCCGCGUCGUUUCGCCGCCAGCCAGCAUGUCCAGGUAUAACGUCAACGAGGAGUACGACCUGGAGAACCGUCGGGAGGUCACGCUGACCGGCUUCAGCAGCAGCGCGCUCGACGACGUGCUGCGGAGCAGCGGCGGCAACAACAAUGAGCCGACGUUGAACGGCAAUUCGGCCGGCGCGCACGCCAUCACCAAAGACGCGAAGGUCGUUAACCUCGAGGUGCCAGAAAACAGCAGCAAGUCAGGUAUCCUGUGUUCUUCCGGAAGAAGCUGGCUCUAUCAGCGGAUUAAAAGUUCCUUCAGGAGGAAGUUACUGUUCAAAAGGAUACCGAUCCUAGCGUGGUUGCCGCACUACCGGAAGGAGUAUGUGGUGAGCGAUCUGGUGGCCGGUAUUACCGUGGGACUCACCGUCAUACCGCAGGCCAUAGCCUACGCUAACGUCGCGGGAAUACCGUUACAAUAUGGACUCUACUCGUCUUUCAUGGCGUGCUUCGUAUACACGAUUUUUGGCUCCUGCAAGGAUGUACCCGUAGGGCCGACCGCGAUCGCCGCGAUCAUGACUAGAGAGACCUUGCAGAGAGCGAAUCUGGGACCCGACUUUGCCGUCUUAUUGGCCUUCGUCUCGGGCUGCGUUUCUUUGCUGAUGGGUGUCUUGCAAUUAGGAUUUCUGUUGGACUUCAUAUCGGGGCCGGUGUCUGUGGGCUUCACGUCGGCAGCGUCGAUCAUUAUCGCCACCAGCCAGGUGAAAGAUAUUCUCGGGCUCCACGUAUCCAGCGGCAAAUUCGUGCAAGUCUGGCAAGAUAUAUUCAAGCGGAUUGGCGAGACACGGCUCUGGGACGCCGCUCUGGGAAUCGUCUGCAUAAUUGUCCUUCUGCUUCUACGGAAAGUAAAAGACCUACCGGUGAUACCAAAAAAUACCAAAGUGCCGUCGCAACUCCAACGAGCCAUCGCGAAGCUGCUCUGGUUGAUCUCCUCAGCCAGGAACAUCAUCGUAGUGAUCAUCUGUGGGAUAAUGGCUUGGCUCCUCGAAAUUCACCUGGGGGAGUCACCCGUCAUUCUAACGGGUCCUGUGAAGCAAGGACUACCAGAAUUUCGUCUGCCGCCUUUCGAAGCUCAUGUCGGGAAUGAAACCUACACUUUCCUCGACAUGCUCUCGUCUCUGGGCUCCGGCUGUCUUGUCAUUCCAAUGCUGAGCCUACUGGAAAGCAUCUCCAUCGCUAAAGUAUUUUCUGAUGGCAAAUCGAUCGACGCGACUCAAGAGAUGCUGGCACUAGGUGCAUGCAACGUAUUGUCGUCCUUUGUGUCGUCGAUGCCCGUGAGCGGCGGUCUCAGUCGAGGUGCAGUUAAUCACUCAUCCGGAGUGAAGACGACGCUCGGUGGGGUCUACACUGGUCUCCUGGUACUUAUAUCGCUGCAGUUCCUCACACCCUAUCUCUACUACAUUCCUAAGGCCUCUCUAGCGGCCGUAAUCAUCACCGCGGUCGUUUUUAUGGUGGAGCUUCAUGUGGUGAAGCCUAUGUGGCGAACCAAAAAAAUGGAUCUCAUACUAGCCAUCGUCACGUUGCUGUGCUGCCUUUUCGUGCGACUCGAGCUGGGCAUAGUGAUCGGCAUCGGUAUAAAUCUCCUGUUCCUACUUUAUGCCUCGGCCAGGCCGACGUUACGAGUUCAUAAAGCUACGAGCGUCAGCGGCUGUGAAUAUCUUGUCAUAACGCCGGAUCGAAGUCUGGUGUUUCCGAGCGUUGAAUACGUGCGAGCCGUCAUCAGCAAGCAAGGGAUGCGAGAAGGCACAGCCGUGCCUGUUGUGAUAGACUCCACGCAUAUUCAAGCGGCUGAUUUCACAGCAGCGAAGGGUAUCAAGACUUUGAUAGAGGAUUUUGUAAGGCGUGGCCAGCCAUUAAUUUUUCACAACUUAAAGCCAAGUGUUAUUCAGAUCUUCAAAGGCGUGAAACCAUCAAGCCUCACAUGCAGUUCCAGUGAACUUGAGCUCAACGACUGCCUUAAAGAAUACACCAAUGUAUCAAUCGAGACGCUGAAUCGAUACUGAACGCGUUUAAAUUUGGACGACGAUGCAAACGACAGCUAGAUUCUGGAUUGGUCAUCUCUCUCUCCUUCCUUAACGAGUAUCAGUAUUAUAAUGAAAAUACCGUUGCCUUCGUUCCACAGACAGUAUUACGCAAAGUAUACAGUA